This is a messenger RNA of Poeciliopsis prolifica (blackstripe livebearer), 1375 nucleotides long. RefSeq lists its product as uncharacterized. Gene Ontology annotation, molecular function: nucleic acid binding. Bases 10 to 981 code for a protein of 323 amino acids. NCBI's taxonomy places the organism in Eukaryota, Metazoa, Chordata, Actinopteri, Cyprinodontiformes, Poeciliidae. The record is from RefSeq and is a predicted model, not a curated record. The transcript has 2 exons. Gene Ontology annotation, biological process: DNA integration.
GAUCAACAGAUGUCAGAUCUACCAGAGCACAGAAUGGAAACAACCCCCCCAUUCUCUUACUGUGGUGUUGACUGUUUUGGACCUUUUUAUGUAAAAGAAGGCAGAAAAGAACUAAAAAGAUAUGGUCUUUUGUUUACAUGUAUGUGUUCCAGGGCAAUACAUAUUGAAAUGUUAGAUGACCUUACUACUGAUGCUUUUAUUAAUGCAUUGCGUUGUUUUAUUUCUAUUCGUGGACAUGUAAGACAAAUCAGAUGUGACCAAGGAACAAAUUUUGUCGGUGCUAAGGGAGAGUUUUUGAAUGCACUGAAGGACUGUGACAAAGAACAGUUGAAACAAUAUGGAUGUGAGUUUGUUCUGAACACCCCAUCCUCAAGUCACAUGGGAGGUGUUUGGGAGAGGCAGAUUAGGACUGUCAGAAGCGUUUUAACUGCUAUUCUGGAUAAAACUUAUAAGAGACUCGAUAGUUCUUCCCUCAGAACGUUUCUGUAUGAGGUGAUGGCUAUUGUGAAUAGCAGGCCGCUAACAGUAGAAAACCUAAGUGAUCCAAGUUCAGAGCCUCUCACACCAAAUCAUAUUCUCAUGAUGAAGUCCAGUGUUAUUCUGCCUCCUCCUGGUGAAUUUGUAAGCCAGGACUUGUACCUGAGAAAGAGGUGGCGCCAAGUUCAGUUUUUAGCUAAUAAAUUCUGGACAAGGUGGAAGAAAGAAUACCUUCUUAAUCUUCAACAGAGACAAAUCUGGCAAAGAAACAAGAGAAAUGCAAAGGUAAACGACAUUGUUAUUCUUCAAGAGGACAAUUCUCCAAGGAACAAGUGGAAACUGGCAAGAGUAACAGAAGUAUAUACAAGCGCAGAUGGAAGGAUCAGGAAGGUGAAGCUGUUACUAAGUGACUCGACCUUGGAUAAGGAUGGAAAAAGGACUGUCAAGCCAGUGUAUCUUGAUAGACCAGUUCAUAAAACUGUGUUGUUACUGGAAGCAGAGUAAAUGUUAAAAUGUAAAUAUAUUCCUAUUUAAUGUUGUAUGUUAUUUGAAAUCACCAUAGGUUUGUGAUUUGGUGGGAGUUUUACUGCCAAAGUUUUAAUUUACAGAUUUUAUUUUGUAUUAUUUAUAGUUUUUUGUUAAGACUCUUAUUUUGAAGGUUUAAGGUAGGAAGUAGAUGUAGAAGCGUCUGGUUACCAGGUUACCAGAGACGCUUGCGAUAUAACAGCAUCGCGUUGGCAAGCAGAUGAAGAAACAUGAUUUAAGUGUAAGAAUUUACUGAAUGACCUCAUUUCUACCUCAAAAGGAAGGGUUAGCCAGCGAGUUCGACGGUGGUGUUGGUGUCAGGGAAACUGAAGCUGUAAUAAGAACGUCUUUAAAGAGUUUCAUUAAAGCUGAC